AUGUCUGAGCUCAAGUCGAUUCUAAAGAAAAAGCAAAAGUCGUUUAAAAAACACUUUUUCAAAAAAGAGCCAACCAUAGACUCUGAAUCUUACCAGCAAAGAAUUGUUCGCUUUAAUGAAAUCAACCUUGUCACCGUAACCUUCUUCCCCAGCGAGGUUCCCCCACUCUGCUGGGAGCCCGAUUACAAGGGGACUGAAGAUGACGAGUAUCUGGACGAGUUUAUCACAUAUGAGGAUCUCCGAGGUCGUGCUAUUAUCCGUUACAAUACUAGGCAUAAUAGAAAAAAUCUGGGAAGAGGCAGUAUUGCAGAGUCCAUCAUCUUCCACUCUACAAUGAAGCUCAAUGCUGGAAAGUUUUCCUUAUUGCAUCCCAUUAAGUCGUUUCGACAAAAAUGGUCAAGACGCCAUUUAUUUGAUUAA
Messenger RNA from Magnusiomyces paraingens, 420 nucleotides. RefSeq lists its product as uncharacterized. The record is from RefSeq and is a predicted model, not a curated record. Lineage: Eukaryota; Fungi; Ascomycota; Dipodascomycetes; Dipodascales; Dipodascaceae. The coding region runs from base 1 to 420 and encodes 139 amino acids. The transcript has a single exon.